CUCCCAACCCCUUGGUCUUGUUAUUUCUUGUGGAUUUCACUGGCGUAACCUCGUUAUUCGGAUUAAAGUCAAGAAUUCGGAGGACAGCGCUAUCGGAAAAGUUCGGGACCUGAUGUGUGUUACAAUCUACACGAAACAGCAGCCGGACUAUCCAUCACUCCUUGAUCCACAGCACAUCCAUAUGCUCGAACACCUGGGUCUUGGGGAAGACAUCAGACUCGAUGACUUCUCAGCUGCUGCUAAUCUUAAAUUUCUCAGGUUACAAUGUUCUCAGCUUGGGGAACGCCUAUUGCUGUUAUUUAUGUCCCUCAGAACGUUGACAGCGCUUCCAAACUCGUUGUGGAAUGCAGUUCUAUUUUCUGACAGUGUCCACUCAUCAUUUCUCGAGCCUCUUUCGGUCGUGCUCGGAGAUCUCCAAGCCACUAUGACACCAAGGCUUGGCUAUUUUACAUGGUGCCCUCUAGAGUGCUGGUCGAUGACAUUCGCGGAUCUUGAGGGCAAAUUCCCAAAUGUUCGCCAUUUCUGCCUUCGAUAUUCUCAGAACUUUGUGGAUUAUGCAAGCACCAAGGACACCGUAGCCAUCUAUGCAGCGUUUCUCGGUGCACGUCAAAUAGAAAUGCUUCUGAUUGCCUCGCUUUUUGUGAGGCGGAACCGGACGAUAGCCCUUUGCCCACUGCCAACCACUAGACGCAUCUCGAACAUGUGUCCUUCGGAAAUUUUGGCUGCCAGGAUCCUGGUGGUAACCUUGUGGAAUGGCUUCGUGCUUGAAAACUUCGGGGCUGUCCUGCGCUGCAGGUGGCGUUGUCAAAGUUCGAUCCUGAAGGCGCCGUGCUAAACGGCCCAUGGUUAAUCUCAUUGUACAAC
Molecule: messenger RNA, 864 nt
Organism: Pisolithus orientalis
Lineage: Eukaryota; Fungi; Basidiomycota; Agaricomycetes; Boletales; Pisolithaceae
Exons: 1
Coding region: 113-835 (240 amino acids)
Source: RefSeq, a predicted model, not a curated record